Molecule: messenger RNA, 549 nt
Organism: Cryptomeria japonica (Japanese cedar)
Lineage: Eukaryota; Viridiplantae; Streptophyta; Pinopsida; Cupressales; Cupressaceae
Product: potassium channel AKT2/3-like
Exons: 2
Coding region: 42-332 (96 amino acids)
Source: RefSeq, a predicted model, not a curated record
CUCUGUUAAACAUUAACUUCAGCUCUGCCGCAAGAAAAAACAUGAGCCCAUUUUCAAAGAACAGCAGCUGUCCUCUUAGGCAGGAAGGUUGUAAAGUAAUAAUUUACAGGCAUCAUCCCAGCAAAAACGGAAGAGAGGCCGGAAAUACGGUUAAUUUGCCGCGCACAAUCAGCCAUCUUUGCAAAUUAGCUGGUAAAAUCUAUGGAUUUCAACCUGUUAAAGUAUUUAAUGAAGAUGGUGGAGAGAUCAAGGACUUGAAUGUCACUAGGGACAAUGAUAAGUUGUUUCUGUGUGACAGGGAAGAGCUUGAGCAGGCAUUUCAUAGGAAGUGAUUUAAACAAUGUUGACCUCAUAUAGUAAUGGACUGAAAUUCGUGUGUGCAUGUUGAAUUUGAGAUUUUUUAAAUAUGAAGCAUGAGAAGCACACAUCCCCCAUCCUCCAUCUUCUGCCCCCACCUCAAAAUAAAAAGCUACAAAAAGCUCUUCUUUGGUGCAUGAAUCUUCAUUGUACAUAAAUUAUCAGUUAUGAACAGUUUGAUUGUUGGUAUCA